GGGAAGGCGGAGCUUGAGCGAGCCGGGAGGCGGGGCAGAAAGUUCCUACCCACGAGAGGGAAGAAGCAGAGCUUGCUCCUGAGAAGCCAGCUCCCAUGCCAUGAAGAAAUUCAAGCACCAUUCAGAGAGACCGGGCAGGUAGGAAGAUAAAAACUGGUCCUUGUGACACCCCGCCCUGGAUGGAAGUACAGUCACGUAUUUCUAUUGGGUAGCUGGCCGGCGCGGUGUGUGAAGAGAGAGGCCUCCUGAGGAGUCUUGUGAAGUGGCUGAGAAGGCAAGGUGGCAGUGGAAGGACCCUGGCCUGGGGCCCUCUGACAGACACACCCUCAGCAGCCUCUGCUUGGGCUUGGAGCCAGCCUCCACCAGGGUUCAAGUCCAACCUAGGUUGCAGCUGGAGGCCACCUGCUGGGCCUGUGCCUGUUGUCAAGACAGCUGUGCCCGGCAGACAGCAGCAAGGGCAGAAGCCCCCCUAACACGAGCACGAAAUGCAAGCCCGGAUGUGGUCCUCCAUAGCGGGCCUCUUCUCCGUGCUCAACACCAUCCAGUUCCUCAUCUUCAAUCUGAACCAGCUUACCCACAUUGGCUACGAAGAGAAAUACAGCAUCUACCUGGAGACCAACUCCAGGCUGGCCUCCUGGGUCAUGCUGUACCGGCAGAGCAUCUGCACGGGCUUCUCGGUCAUGACCAUCCUGGUGGGCUGCUUCCUCCUCUACUGCAUCCACAAGAACGUCUACACGGGGCUGCCCAUCUACACCAUGUGGAUCCUCACCUACGAGUUCACCAGCUUCUCCAUGGUCCUGCUCACCCACGGCCUCAUCAAAGAGCAGUUCAGGGGCCUGGGCUACUUGUACCUCGUGCUCCAGGUCUCGCGCAUGACCCUGCACUUCGGCCUCCUGCCCUUCAUCGUCAAGCACGCGUAUUCUCUCUACAAGGACCCCGGGUCCAUGGGCAAGGUGGGCCGCCGCAGGCGCUCCUCCAUCAGCACCGUGGACUCCUGGCCGACCGCUGGGCGGGGGAUGCUGUACCGCAAGUUAAACUGAAGGGCGCCGGGCAGCAGAGAGAGGGAGGGGCUCCCCCCACCCCCCGCACCGCCUCACAGGGGUCCUGGACUCAAGCGGCAGGCAUGGAUGGGUUAGUGUGCAGGUGUGUGUCCACGUGCCUCCUCUCAGGUGUUCGUGAUAAAGUGCCUUUGUGUUGA
This is a messenger RNA of Oryctolagus cuniculus (rabbit), 1198 nucleotides long. The record is from RefSeq and is a predicted model, not a curated record. NCBI's taxonomy places the organism in Eukaryota, Metazoa, Chordata, Mammalia, Lagomorpha, Leporidae.